UUCUUUGACUAUGUUCAUAGUAUAUUUUAUUAUUCUCUUACUACUUUUGUUCUUCAUAUAUCAUCUAUAAAUAGAGACGAACUAUUCUUCUCUCCCAACUUCCUCCACAAUUUACAAUACCCUUUAAGUUAGUAACUUACUAUCAAUGGUGAAAGCUAUUCAAAAUACGACAAAGCGAAUGUCUUCUCCAUCAUCAUCUUCAUCUUCAUUAUCAACAUCAUCAUCCAUAAGCAAGAGUAACCUGGCCAAGAAGUACAAAGGAGUGAGAAUGAGAAGUUGGGGUUCAUGGGUUUCAGAGAUCAGAGCUCCCAAUCAAAAGACAAGGAUCUGGCUCGGUUCUUACUCAACCGCUGAAGCCGCUGCUCGAGCCUACGAUGCUGCGCUUCUCUGUCUCAAAGGAUCUUCGGCUAGUAAUCUCAACUUCCCAGAGAUCUCAUCUUCUCUCUACAAUACCAACAAUGGUGACAACAAAAACAAUAUUAACAUGUCUCCUAAGUACAUACAGAGAGUGGCUGCUGCUGCAGCUAACGCAGAUCCUUCUUCCUCAUCUGUGUCUACUUCAUCUCCGUUGCUUUCUUCAUCUCCAUCUGAAGAUCUCUAUGAUGUCGUCUCCAUGUCUCAGUAUGACCAACAAGUAGUCUCCUUGUCUGAAUCAUCAUGGUACAACUGCUUUGAUGGUGAUGAUCAGUUCAUGUUGCCGUAUUUGACAACACCACUUGCUGAUGAUUUCUUUGAGGAAGGGGAUAUCAGAUUAUGGAAUUUUUGUUGAUUCUGCUUUAACUAUAUGAUCAUGAUUCAUACCUUAUUUUUCUACAGUCAUCAAAAACAAAAGAUUAUUUGUUUCAAUAUAUAUCAGUCAUGAUACAUUGUGUUA
Molecule: messenger RNA, 874 nt
Organism: Brassica oleracea var. oleracea
Lineage: Eukaryota; Viridiplantae; Streptophyta; Magnoliopsida; Brassicales; Brassicaceae
Product: ethylene-responsive transcription factor ERF014
Exons: 1
Coding region: 146-769 (207 amino acids)
Biological process (GO): regulation of DNA-templated transcription
Molecular function (GO): DNA-binding transcription factor activity; DNA binding
Source: RefSeq, a predicted model, not a curated record